Molecule: messenger RNA, 1212 nt
Organism: Hevea brasiliensis (rubber tree)
Lineage: Eukaryota; Viridiplantae; Streptophyta; Magnoliopsida; Malpighiales; Euphorbiaceae
Exons: 3
Coding region: 90-965 (291 amino acids)
Source: RefSeq, a predicted model, not a curated record
UCUAAGCUAUUGAAUAAAAGUCGGCCGGGCUCGGCUUGACUUGUUCUGACUUGUUUGCGCCAUAGGAUCCAAUAUAUUGUUGUUGAUCCAUGUAUCACGUGUGCGCAGCAGGAGCACGCUCGCGUAUCCAAUCGGACCAAUCCCCCCUCCUUCUCCGACCCAUAUCCUCAGCCACCGCCCAAGCGAACAACAGUAAAAUGGCGAGCUCAUCUACGCCGACGGAUGAUUUCUCAGUUCUGGUGCUGGCGUCGGAUUUAGGGAUAGAUGCCACGCCCUUUCUGACGAAUCGAGAAAGAGAUAUCAAAGAAGAAGAAGAUCAAGAACCUGAAAGCUGGCACGAUUGCUCUCAGUAUCUCUUGUCCGAUGAAGAUUUCUCCGAUCUAGAUCUCUUGCAAUUCUUUCGCCUCGAGGGCUCUGAUAAAUCUGGAAACCGCAUAGUGCGCAUCGUUGGAAAGUACUUUCCCGCUCAAGUUGUUAGUGGGGAGAGACUGAAGAAGUACAUUUUCCACAAAAUAUGCAGUGAGUUGCCUGAAGGACCAUUCUGCAUUGUAUACAUGCAUACUACUGUGCAAAAGGAGGACAACUCCCCUGGUGCAACUAUCUUGAGGUGGAUCUAUGAAGAACUUCCUUCUGGUUACAAGGACAGGCUUCAAGUUGUAUACUUCAUACACCCUGGGCUCCGUGCAUGGCUUCUCAUUGCCACCAUUGGUCGAUUAUUCUUAAGUGGAGGCUUAUAUUGGAAGAUCAAGUAUGUGAGCCGCCUUCAGUACUUAUGGGAAGACAUUAAAAAGGGGGAGAUUGAGAUUCCUGAAUUUGUUCAGAAUCAUGAUGAUAUCCUUGAGCAUAGACCAUUAACAGAUUAUGGCAUUGAACCUGACCCUUUUCACUUAAAUGAGGUGCCUAACACAGCCUACUCAUUUGGGAGGUAUGAACAGAGAUGGGCAUCAAGGGAAUAUGCAACUUAGUUUUCCUGUCACAUAGGCUGGCUGGUGCCUGCUAUUCGUGUUGGGGAAUAUACCAAAUCGUGAUGUCAGGUUAAGCUAUUAUAUAUGCAACGACAUUGUACAUAAUUAGCUUAAUGGUGGGUCUAGCUUUCCUUGUGUCAUCUGAACUUAAUGUGCUGAUAAACUUUCAUAUCCUUGAAAACAGUAAUGUUGUAGUAUAUGCCAUCUUUGAACUUCUUUUUUAGGUAUGCACAUCAUUAUUUUGUCC